AUGGACAAUUACCGUUCCAAACGUUGCGGCAAUUUAGUGACACGAGGUGAGGAUCACACUUGCUUCCGUCACAAGAAAUUUGACUGUAGGUAUUCACUACAACGGCCAGUAGAAUCGGAUGAAAACCAUGAUGUAAUAAAAGACAAAUCUACAGAAAAUUCGAAUGAGGAUCAACAAAGGACUUCUUCUAAUAGUUCAUAUUUUAAUCCUCUUUCAGAUGUUCAGGGGAUUGAAAUCCAAACUAAUGAAAUUGCAUAUUUUACUGCUUCUUCAGAAAAUGUUGAAUCCAGUUACAGACCUGUCCAGUCUUUGAAAAAGGAUAAAAAGGAUUUUAUGGAUGUUAUAGAAUAUGUUAUCAGAAAUGCUCUUUCAGAUAUUAAUAAUAAUGUUUCUGGAACUGCGAAUUCAACUGAGAAACCUGAUCUGCCACCAUUAGAUAAAGAGCCCAAAAAUUGCAAAAUGCAAGUGUCAGAAUCUGUAAAUGAUGAACAUAUUUCAUCCGAAGUGCACUCUCAGGUUCACAGUAAUAAGACGAAAGUGACUACCUAUGUGAAGGAACCUCAUUCUACCAAAAAGAAUGACAAUGCUGUGGCUGGACCUUCCGGAGUCCGUUCUUGUCAGAAGAAUUUUCAUAAGACAUUCGGUACGAAAUAUACUACUGAAACUCGUCAUCGUUCACACACUGACUAUAUGCCCUUCAUGUGUAAUAUAUGUAAUAAACAAUUCUUUCUGAAAUCAGCUUUCGACGUACAUUACAGAAUCCACACCGGCGAAAAGCCUUAUGUGUGUGACAAAUGCGGAAAAAAAUUUAAUCAGAUAGGAAAUUUCAACGUACAUUGUAGAAGCCACACCGGCGAAAAACCUUUCGUGUGCAAUGUCUGUCAUAAAGGUUUUGCUAGUAAGAGUUAUCUGAUGAAACACUUUAGAAUCCAUACUGAAGGAAAGCCUUAUAAAUGUCCAGUUUGUGGAAAGACAUUCAUGACAAGCCGCGAUUGCAACGAGCAUCGCAGCAGAAUGCACGAGUGA
Argiope bruennichi is the source of this 1026-nucleotide messenger RNA. Its product is annotated as zinc finger protein 271-like. The record is from RefSeq and is a predicted model, not a curated record. The transcript has a single exon. NCBI's taxonomy places the organism in Eukaryota, Metazoa, Arthropoda, Arachnida, Araneae, Araneidae. The coding region runs from base 1 to 1026 and encodes 341 amino acids. Gene Ontology annotation, molecular function: RNA polymerase II cis-regulatory region sequence-specific DNA binding; DNA-binding transcription factor activity, RNA polymerase II-specific. Gene Ontology annotation, biological process: regulation of transcription by RNA polymerase II.